This is a messenger RNA of Astyanax mexicanus (Mexican tetra), 1190 nucleotides long. It is a transcript of the gene rbp5, whose product is annotated as retinol binding protein 1a, cellular. Gene Ontology annotation, cellular component: nucleus; cytosol. NCBI's taxonomy places the organism in Eukaryota, Metazoa, Chordata, Actinopteri, Characiformes, Acestrorhamphidae. Bases 356 to 772 code for a protein of 138 amino acids. The record is from RefSeq and is a predicted model, not a curated record. The transcript is spliced from 4 exons. Gene Ontology annotation, biological process: fatty acid transport. Gene Ontology annotation, molecular function: fatty acid binding.
GGUUUGUGCAGGUUUAGAUGCUGCAGGGUUGAGUGUGUGGCUGGUGGAGGGACACGGCGGAAUCGGAUUCAGUCUGUCGGUCAGCGCGGUGUGAGGAAGGUGCAGAGCUCGGUCGGGAAAGGGUUAACCCGAAACAACGACUUUACAGCUUUACUGGAAGCGAGCAGUUGAAGAGAGAGAGAGAGAGAGAGUUCCGGUGAACCGGGUCGGUGCUCCGGUCAGUCCAGAAUAAAGAACUUUUUGGACAAACCGCCGAGUAGGGUGAUGUGCUGAUCUGAGGACAAAAAACACAGAAAAAUAAACACACAGGGGAUCACUGACACACAGAGCGAGAGGGAGAGAAGCAGAAAAAAAGAUGUCCAAACCUAACUAUUCUGGUCUUUACCACUUGGUCUCUCAGGAAAACUUCGAGUCCUAUCUGGCUGCUUUAGAUGUUAAUUUUGCACUGAGGAAGGUUGUGUGCCUGCUGAAACCCAGCAAGCAAAUCGAGCAUGACAUCAACACGGGCCACAUGAACAUCAAAACUAUGACCACCUUCAAGAAUUUUGACAUGGAUUUCACACUGGGCAAAGAGUUUACGGAGGACCUGGGACCUGUCGAUGGGAGGAUGUGCCAGACCACAGUAGACUGGGAUGGUGAUAAGCUGCAGUGUGUGCAGCGAGGAGAGAAAGAGGGCAGAGGCUGGACUCAUUGGCUGGAAGGAAACAUGCUUCACCUGGAGCUGCGAGUGAAGAAUGUGGUGGCAAAACAGGUCUUUAAGAAAGCAGAAUGAGAUGCUGAACUGGGAUAGAGAGAAAAGAGAGGUUCAGCCAAUCAACACAGAGCUCAAUCACCAAACAGCAGGACUACAGCAGAAUAAACUAUAUAGUAACGAAAUUGCCUUCCCCUUAUAAUUAGUAGCUCAUUGAAAAUGGCAAUGUGGACCACUACAUGCUUCACAAGGGUUAAUGCUCCUAGAGUUUUAGUAUGAGUAAACCAGGUAGUGGUCAUAUGGCCAGUACCCAUCUAGCAGUGCUGGUUCUGCACAACUCCUGUAUAGUAUUGUUUAUUUUUGAUCUUUUGGUCUUUUUUUGUGUUGUGGUAUUUCAGUUAAUCUCUGUGAUGUGUUCCCCAGUUAGUUAAGUUCAGUGUUACACAGUGUCCUGCAUUUGGGUCUCCCAUCAUGGAAAAUAAAAUAUUUUAAAGCCUUU